AUGACUAGGAAAGUUUGGCUAUUGUGCGUGAUAUUUGCGGUAAUUGUUUCUCGCAAAAAAAUUCAUGGAGACGAAAAUAUUUCCAACGCGAUAAGGUCACUACAGGAACAAGUAAAUGCUUUGCUCGAUCAUCGGCAACAGGAUUACAAUGCCCUUGAGGCAAGCUUGAAGCGUGCAAUCGAGAAAAAUACAGAGUUAUUCGUUUUAAAGAACGAAAUUAAACAAUUGAGAAAAGAAGUAAUCUUCCUACGCGGUGGUAAUGGAAAUGAAGCGAAAAACGAAAGAUUGCGAGUAAGAUGGCUAGGAAGUGCAGUCACCGAACUUAAAGGAGAAAUUGCAGAAGUUCUUCGUACGAGAAAUGUAAGCGAAGAACUUGCCGAGAGAUCUAGAAUGAAAGGUGAACUUGCUCUCAUGAAAGGAGACAUCGCUGCAGUUGGAAAAGGAGUGCGAAAUCUUGGUGGUAGAAUUGCCAAAAUCGAAGCUGUUCUCGGAAUGAUACGUGUUGAUAUAGCUGCGGUGAAAGAACGCUUUAGCAUACUUUUUCGCACCUGCGCUGAUAUUGCCAGUCAGUUGAAUUCGAUUCAAAUCGAAGUGAAGUCUUUUAAAUGUGAAUCAUCGUUGGUUAAUGCGGCAAAUUCUGCGAUUCCACAUAGAGGGGGAGCAGAAGGAGAAAGAGGUGAAGAAGAAGGCACAACAACCAUGGCAACUAUUGUGGCAAUGGCAGAAGUAUCAUCGCAAUUCAAUGGGAUGACUAUAAAGCAUAACAAUCGUACGGGUGCAGCUGUCACAUUGCGCAGUGUUCCUCGGCAUAGGUUAGUGCGGAAACACGGUUAUUCGAAAAGAAGCGAAGAACAUCGAAUACGAUUAGAUGAUCGUUUGAGAAACCUCGAGAGGAAAAUGAUUCUGACGACGCAGAGACAAGUAUCGUUGGAAAAACGAAUCGACAUUGUAUAUGAGAAUCAGGAAUGGUUGGAUUUGAACAAACGGAUAAAAAACUUGGAGAAAACUCAAGACGAAUUGCCUGGAAAAAUUUUAAAUGCUAGCGAGAAUACAAUUUUAACGAAAGAUAUCGACGAAUCACUCGGCUCGCGUUUAAUCGGUUCGUUACGAAAUCUUGAAGACACCGUGGAAACAAAUAGCUCGUUUACAAAACGAGAAUUACUGCGACUCAGUGUAGAUGCUGUUCGAAAAGCUGCCGAGCUGUCGUUGACCAGGGUAGAGCUAAAUAAUUUACGUCGUACCGUACAAGCAUUAAGUGUCAGUGCGUCUAAGCUUCAAGAGAGGAGUGAUAGACGAGAAAAAGUGAUUGAUCAGAUAAACGGUAUCUACUUAACAGCCAAUUUUCAUCGAUUAUCCUCUGCUGAUACCACGUCAACAUCGAAAUCGUCGAGUGACGCAUUUUUAAAUUUCAAUCAACUAAAGAAUCGGUAUUAUUUAGUUGGAUAUAAUCUGACCGGUGAUUGCGAGCGAAAAACCGCGAAUAACGAACCAACGGACGCGCUAAGACUAUUGAGAGCAACAGAGAAAGAAAAAAAACCGAUGUUAGCGUUUUGUCGCGAAGGUUGGAUCGUCAUUUCACGUCGAAUCGAUGGAACUCUCGAUUUCGAUCGCAACUGGAAUGAUUAUUCUCUAGGUUUCGGUUCUCCAUUCGGCGAAUAUUGGAUUGGCAAUGCAAUCCUUCACAAACUUACUCGUGACAACUGCACCAGUCUUCGAAUCGACAUGCUAGAUAUUUAUGGGGAACGUUGGCGUGCCGAAUACGAAUCGUUUAAAGUAGAGUCAGUGGAAACCGGUUAUAGGUUAAGUGUUUAUGGAUAUUCAGGAAACGCGACCGAUGCUUUUUCCUAUCAAAACGGAAUGGCUUUUAGUGCGAGAGAUCGAGACAUGGAUGCUAGCGCGACUAAUUGUGCCAGAAAUUACCAUGGCGGAUGGUGGUUUAAUCGGUGUCAACAUGCAAAUUUAAAUGGCAAAUAUUCCUUAGGCUUGACAUGGUUUCGAUCAGAUACCAAUAAAUGGAUGUCGAUCGCUUUUUCAGAGAUGUCCGUACGUAGGAACCCUAUUUGUCGGUUACGAUAGUGCUCGAUUUUGCAUCGACCUUCACGUUUUUUCCAUACCAAAGACUUUUAUUAAUUAUAAUAUAUCACAAUCGUAAUAUUAACUAUUAUUCAUUCAUAAACGAUGCAAAUGUUCAGAUGCAAAAGACAGAGCAAUGCUCUACCUCUGUAAUUAUCAUCUUUUAUCAUGGUGAGUUUAGUCUUUGAAAAAUAUUUCAAUUAUAUUUUAAAAUUCUUUAAUCAUAUAUGAAUAACCUUAAGUGAAAAUACGAACGGUACAACACCAUUUUAUUUUCUCAUUUUCUUCCAAUAUAGUAUCACUUAAU
This is a messenger RNA of Eufriesea mexicana, 2380 nucleotides long. RefSeq names its product protein scabrous. The record is from RefSeq and is a predicted model, not a curated record. NCBI's taxonomy places the organism in Eukaryota, Metazoa, Arthropoda, Insecta, Hymenoptera, Apidae. The transcript has 4 exons. The coding region runs from base 1 to 2076 and encodes 691 amino acids.